AUGAAGUUUGCGUACUCAAGCAUGAAGGCCAAGGCCGGUAAUAAGCAUGCCAUCGCUGCUUCCUUGAAGUCUGCGUACUCAAGCAUGAAGGCCAAGGCCCGUAAUAAGCAUGCCAUCACUGCUUCCUUCUUCUUCAACGCUCGGGGUGAUGGCUUGGAAAAGUCGAUCUCUGGAAUGUAUCGAUCAUUACUGCUUCAAUUGCUUGAAGGGUACCCCGACCUUCAGGCUGUUUUGGACGAUUUUGAUCUAGGUCCACCCCAAAAAGAUGGUUGCCCUCCCUUGAAUGUUCUGAAGGACCUAUUUGCCAAUGCGGUUUGCACUAUCGGUCAACGCUCGUUUACCUGCUUUGUCGAUGCUCUCGACGAGUGUGAUGAACAACAAGUUGUGGAGAUGGUCCAGUACUUCGAAGAGCUAGCCGAAAGAUCUACGGCAAAGGGGGUCCAAUUUAGGACCUGCUUUUCGAGUCGACACUAUCCCUAUAUCGUCAUUCAUCGGGGUAUCCAACUUACACUAGAGGAUCAACCAGGCCAUGCGGAAGACUUGGCAACCUACGUCACAAGCCGCCUCCUAAUCAAAGAGCCCAGGCUUGUCAAAGAGCUACAACCGCAACUCCUCGGUAAAGCUGCUGGGGUUUUCAUGUGGGUUGUCUUGGUUGUUGAUAUUCUCAACAAGGAGUACCGCCGCGGUGGAAUGGCUCUUAGAAUGAGACUCGCGGAAAUACCGAGUGAUCUCAGCGACCUAUUCAAAGAUAUUUUAGGACGUGACAAUGAAAAUAUAGAAGCCCUCCUGCUUUCUAUUCUCUGGAUUCUGUACGCAAAGGAUCCUUUACGACCGCAGGAGUUCUAUCAUGCCCUCUGGUCUGGUUUGUCUCUGAAGGACUUAGUCAAUAGUCAAAUUCCGGACGUCACCGUCCUAGGUACUGGUGAGUCGGAUGACACGGUUAGCAGAUAUGUCAUUAGCUCCUCAAAAGGACUUGCCGAGAUCACAAAAUCUAGCCAGCCUCGAGUUCAAUUCAUCCAUGAAUCUGUCCAAGACUUCCUCAUCAAGGACAUCGGCCUGUCCAAAUUGUGGCCUGAGCUUGCAUUUGACUGCGAGAGCCUAGGUCAUGAGAGACUCAAACAAUGCUGCAGCCUCUAUACGAAUCAUCCCUUGAUCCGUACAUAUGUUGACAGGCUGCUGUCAGAGCCUGACUCCAACGACCGGAAGGAAAUCUCAAAUGAUUACCCCUUCUUAGAGUAUGCCAGUGAGAAUAUCCUCUACCAUGCCAACGCAGCGGCGAAAGCUGUUCCCCAAGAGGCAUUUCUGACCUCUUUCCCCGUCUCUAACUGGAUCAAAACCAACAAUCUCUUCGAAAAGUUCAACUAUCGGAAAUAUACCAUGAAUGCGAGUCUAUUUUAUAUUCUAGCAGAUAAGGGAUGCCCGGAGCUCAUCCGGGCAAGGCUCAAAGAGGAUUCGCAAAUUCAUGUUUUUGGGGAGAGACAUAACUACCCAUUCUUUGCUGCAUUGGCUAAUGGCCACAAAGACGCUGUUGCUGCUCUUUUAAACUCAUCUAAUGGUGUUGACAUUACAGAGGGCCUCAAUCAUUGGAAGGAUUUGAAAGAAUACGGAAAUCGAACACCCCUAUCUUGGGCUGCCCAGAGUGGUCGCGCACCAAUUGUCCAACUACUGAUGCAAUCGAGACCGAGCGUAGGUGAAAUGGAUAGAAGAGAGCGGACACCACUUUUACGUGCCUCGGUACAUGGCCACGAGGCGGUGGUGAGGCUUCUUAUCGAGAACGGAGCCAAUGUCAACGCUAGCAACAAAGUUGAGCGGACACCACUUUCACAAGCCUCAUCAAAAGGCCACGAGGCGGUGGUGAGGCUUCUCAUCGAGAACGGAGCCAAUGUUAACGUUGGCAACAAACAUGGAUGGAUACCGCUUAAAUGGGCUGCGUUUAAUGGCCACGAGGCGGUGGUGAGGCUUCUUAUCGAGAACGGAGCUAAUGUUAACGUUAGCGACAAAGGUAGAGGGACACCGCUCGAAUGGGCUUCGUUAGAGGGCCACGAGGCGGUGAUGAGGCUUUUCAUCGAGAAAGGAGCCAAUGUCAACGUUGUCGAUAAAUUUGGACGGACACCGCUUUUACGUGCUUCAUUAAAAGGCCACGAGGCGGCGGUGAAGCUUCUCAUCGAGAACGGAGCCGAUGUUAACCUUAGCGACAAAGAUAGACGGACACCGCUUGAAUGGGCUUCGUUAAAAGGCCACGAGGCGGUGGUGAGGCUUCUCAUGGAAAACGGAGCUCAAGCCGAGCGGCAAACUAGUAAGCAGACUCAGACUUCCAUUUUCACUCCCUCUUCUCUAUCCUAG
Molecule: messenger RNA, 2343 nt
Organism: Penicillium griseofulvum
Lineage: Eukaryota; Fungi; Ascomycota; Eurotiomycetes; Eurotiales; Aspergillaceae
Product: ankyrin repeat domain-containing protein
Exons: 1
Coding region: 1-2343 (780 amino acids)
Cellular component (GO): cytoplasm
Molecular function (GO): protein binding
Source: RefSeq, a predicted model, not a curated record